Messenger RNA from Globicephala melas (long-finned pilot whale), 1994 nucleotides. RefSeq names its product chromosome 3 C19orf38 homolog (gene C3H19orf38). The record is from RefSeq and is a predicted model, not a curated record. Lineage: Eukaryota; Metazoa; Chordata; Mammalia; Artiodactyla; Delphinidae.
AAUGCAGCCAAAAAAGUAAAUAAUAAAUUUUAAAAAAAAGAAGCUAGGAAAAGAAGAGCCAAUUAAACACAUGGUAACUGGAAGAAAGAACAAAAUAAUGAAAUAGAAAACUGAAGAUAGAGAAAACAACAAAGCCAAAAGUUGGUACUUGGAAAAGAUUAAUAAAACUGAUUAACCCCUAGCAAAGCUAAUCAAGAAAAAAAGAGAAAAAACACAAAUAUCUAUCAUCAGGGAUGAAAGAGGAAAUAUCACUACAAACCCCACAGAUAUUAAAAGCCUAACAAGGGAGAGUGAACAGGCUUAUAGCAAUACGUUUGAUAAGUUAGAUGAAAUGGACAAACAUGAAAAUACAAGCAUGCUAGUUGGAAUCAAAGAAAAUUACAAGGUACUAUGGCAGGCUUCAGCAAAGGCAUUUUUCUAAGUCCAGAGGAAUCUGGAAAGAUUUCCUAAAAAAUGGCACUUAAACUGAGACCUGAAGCAGAAGUGGGAUUUGACCAGGUCUAUAGAAUUGUGUUCCAGGCAGCGAUGAUGGAACACAUGCAAAGGCCCUGAGGUUGAAAUGAGCUUUGUGUAUCCAAAGAAAAAAAGUCCACGCUAAUGGCCCUUUUUCGUAUCUGGCAACUACAUGCUUACAUCCUUCCUGGGUGUAAACCUCCAGGUGGACCUACCUGCUGGACUUGACCAGAAAUGUUUGGAGACCAAAGCAAAUCUGGAGGAGCUGGCAGUGAGCCGUGGGCCGCGCUGGUCUCAGCCAGAUUUCCUGGCCAAACGCGCGAGGAGAGAUGCCCUGGACCGUCCUGCUCUUUGCAGCCGCCUCCCCUAUCUUGCUUCGCAGGCUCCUUGGCUAUCCCGGCGCCAUCCAUCAUGCUGGUGCCCCCACAUCCCAGCAGCCAGAAGGACCCCAUCCACAUUGCAUGCAUGGCCCCCAGGGAUUUCCCGGGGGCGAAUUUCACACUGUAUCAAGGGGAGGAGGUGGUGCAGCUCCUGCAGGCCCCCGUGGACCAGCUCGAGGUCAUCUUCAACCUGAGUGGUGGCAGCAGGGAGGUUCCAGGGGGACCAUUCCGCUGCCAGUAUGGCGUGCUCGGCGAGCUCAGGCAGCCUCAACUGUCGAACCUCAGUGAGCCCAUGCACGUCUCCUUCCCAGUGCCCACCUGGAUCCUGGCACUCUCCUUGAGCCUGGCUGGAGCCUUCCUCCUCCUCGCUGGGCUGGUGACCACUGCGUUGGUCGUCAGGAAAGUUAAAGUAAAAAACUUGCAGAAGAAACGGGAGCGAGAAUCCUGCUGGGCCCAGGUUAACUUCGCCACCACAGACAUGUCCUUCGAUAACUCCCUGUUCACCAUCUCCAAAAUGACUUCAGAAGAAGAUGCAGCCACCCAGGAUGCUCCCUCAGGCUCUGCUGCGACACCUGGCAACUCUGGGACCCGGAAGAGGCCCACCUCCACGUCAUCCUCACCUGAGCCCCCAGAAUUCAGCACAUUCCGGGCCUGCUAGGGGAGCCCUUCCCUCUGUCUGCGUGCCCUCCGUUCAGCCCUCCCCCUUGAGCUGGCUGGGCUUUGCAGGGUCUCAGUUCCCUCCAGCUACGUUGGGGACUUCUCGCUGCUGCUUCCUCAGGGCAGUGAACAGAGGAAAUGAAGGGGACCCCCUGGCCUUGGGACCUUCCUUGCAGAGGAGCAGGAGUGGGAGAGGGGAUGCAAGCAUCUGCCUGGAGGCUGGACAGAAAGCAGGAAGCCUCUCUGGAUUGCCAGCUUUUCAGACCACCACGGAAGGAGCUGUUAGGAUCCCUCAGCCAGGCCAUUAUGAAGUCUGAGCUCUCCACACACCCCUCCGCUUUCCUUCGUCCCAUGCAUAACAUGGUGUGGACACCAUGCACACUGUCCCAUGCAAAAACCCAAUUACACCUGACUUGGGUUUUUGGAGCAUAGGGUACCUGGGGGUUAUAUUCUAUGUGCCCUGCUGGCAUGCCUAAGUUAUUAAUUAUAAUGCUUGGAGCUGUU